AUGGCUUCGACUCCGAAGCUCACCACUACCAUUUCAUCUUCUCCAUCUCUUCAAUUCCUCUGCAGAAAACUCCCAAUCGCAGUUUCUCACCCACCAUCAUCGUCUUCCUUUAGCUUUCUCUCGCUCCCUAAAACCCUAUCCUCUUUAUAUUCCCUGCGUCCCCGCGUCGCCUUCGUCUCAAACCACCGGUAUUACCACCACUCUCGCCGAUUCUCCGUUCGUGCCAGUAACGACAACGGAGCUGACUCAGAGCGCAGCUACGAUUUCGAUCUCUUCACUAUCGGCGCAGGCAGCGGCGGCGUCCGCGCCUCUCGAUUCGCCACGAGCUUCGGAGCAUCCGCCGCCGUUUGCGAGCUCCCUUUCUCCACCAUCUCUUCAGAGACCGCCGGAGGCGUCGGAGGAACAUGUGUACUUAGAGGAUGUGUUCCAAAGAAGUUGCUCGUGUAUGCAUCCAAAUACUCUCACGAGUUUGAAGACAGUCAAGGAUUUGGAUGGAAGUAUGACUCCGAGCCUUCACAUGAUUGGAGUACGUUGAUUGCUAACAAGAAUGCUGAGCUUCAGCGACUGACUGGUAUUUAUAAGAAUAUACUGAACAAUGCUAAUGUCAAGUUGAUUGAAGGCCGUGGAAAGGUUAUAGACCCACACACUGUUGAUGUAGAUGGGAAGAUCUAUACUACGAGGAACAUUCUGAUUGCAGUUGGUGGACGUCCCUUCGUUCCUGACAUUCCAGGAAGAGAGUUUGCCAUAGAUUCUGAUGCCGCACUUGAUCUGCCUUCCAAGCCUAAGAGAAUUGCAAUAGUUGGUGGUGGCUACAUAGCCCUGGAGUUUGCUGGCAUCUUUAAUGGUCUUAACAGUGAAGUCCAUGUAUUUAUAAGGCAAAAGAAGGUGCUGAGGGGAUUUGAUGAAGACGUGAGGGAUUUUGUUGGAGAGCAGAUGUCUUUAAGAGGUAUUGAGUUUCACACUGAAGAAUCCCCUGAGGCCAUCAUCAAAUCUGGAGAUGGCUCGUUGUCUCUGAAGACGACUAAGGGAACUGUUGAGGGAUUUUCACAUGUUAUGUUUGCAACUGGUCGCAAGCCUAACACAAAGAACUUAGGGUUGGAGGAUGUUGGCGUGAAAUUGGCGAAAAAUGGAGCAAUAGAGGUUGAUGAAUAUUCACGGACAUCUGUUCCAUCCAUCUGGGCUGUUGGGGAUGUCACUGACCGGAUCAAUUUGACUCCAGUUGCCUUGAUGGAAGGAGUUGCGUUGGCUAAAACGUUGUUUCAAAAUGAGCCUUCAAAGCCUGAUUAUAGGGCUGUUCCCUGCGCCGUUUUCUCUCAGCCACCUAUUGGAACGGUUGGUCUAACUGAAGAGCAGGCCAUAGAGCAAUUUGGGGACAUCGAUGUUUACACAUCAAACUUUAAGCCACUAAAGGCCACACUCUCAGGACUUCCGGACCGGGUGUUUAUGAAACUCAUCGUCUGUGCCAACACCAAUAAAGUUCUUGGUGUUCACAUGUGUGGAGAUGAUUCACCAGAAAUCAUUCAGGGAUUUGGGGUUGCAGUAAAAGCUGGCUUAACUAAGGCCGACUUUGAUGCUACAGUGGGUGUUCAUCCCACAGCAGCUGAGGAGUUUGUCACUAUGAGGAGUCCAACCAGGAAAAUCCGCAAAGACUCCUCUGAGGGGAAGGCAAGUUCUGAGGCUAAAACAGCUGCAGGAGUGUAG
Microthlaspi erraticum is the source of this 1701-nucleotide messenger RNA. Lineage: Eukaryota; Viridiplantae; Streptophyta; Magnoliopsida; Brassicales; Brassicaceae. The record is from the annotation of a GenBank genome assembly.